Messenger RNA from Centruroides sculpturatus (bark scorpion), 1431 nucleotides. RefSeq names its product group XV phospholipase A2-like. The transcript has 7 exons. Gene Ontology annotation, biological process: lipid metabolic process. Lineage: Eukaryota; Metazoa; Arthropoda; Arachnida; Scorpiones; Buthidae. The coding region runs from base 96 to 1334 and encodes 412 amino acids. The record is from RefSeq and is a predicted model, not a curated record.
ACGUCACCUGAGUACAGGCGGAUCAACCGUUCCUAUUGGCCAAUAGUGACGGAUUUAAAACGAACUCGUCAUCUGGAGCGCCAUUCGCGUUAGUAAUGCGUUGUGAGGUGUACGUGUUGUUGUUACUUCUCCAGGCUUGCUUCUGGUCACGAGACGUCGACGGAUAUUCUUAUCGCAACAAUCGCACAUGGAAACCAAAGAAACAACGAUAUCCUGUCGUAUUAGUGCCAGGAGAUGGAGGUAGCCAACUCCAAGCUAAAUUGGAUAAACCAGAAGUUGUUCAUUAUUUUUGCAAUAAAAAGACAGAUAAUUAUUUUGACUUAUGGUUGAAUUUAGAAUUAUUGUUGCCUUAUGUUUUAGAUUGUUGGGUGGAUAAUAUGAGGCUAAUUUACGAUAACAAAACCAGGAUGACGACAAAUGCUCCGGGAGUUGAUAUCAGAGUUCCUGGAUUUGGAAAUACGUCGACAGUAGAGUUUUUAGAUCCGAGUCAAAUAUCUCCGAGUACUUACUUUAGUGCCAUUGUGAAUAUGUUAGUAAGUAAAGGUUAUACGAGAGGCGUAGAUGUCAGAGGUGCACCAUAUGAUUUUAGAAAAGCUCCAAAUGAACUUAAAGAUUAUUUAGAAAAUUUAGAAAAUCUCAUAGUGGAAACGUACAAAAUGAACGGUAGACAGAAAGUGUACAUAAUCUGUCAUAGUAUGGGAUGUCCUGUCUCUCUCUAUUUAUUAAAUCAGCAGAGUCAAGCGUGGAAAGACAAAUACGUUAGUGGAGUAAUUUCGCUUGCCGGAGCUUGGGGCGGAGCCGUUAAAGCACUGAAAGUAUUUGCUUCUGGUGAAAAUCUCGGAGUGGUCGUCAUUAAUCCGUUGACAGUGAGACCGGAACAGAGAAGCUCUCCCAGUUUGGCAUUCGUCGCUCCCUCCGACAAAUUCUGGAGCAAAGACGAUGUCUUGGUGAGCACCCCAAAAAGAAAUUAUACCGUCGACGACUAUCGUCAGUUUUUUGAAGACAUCAAUUACACGACGGGAUGGGAAAUGUGGAAGGAUGUCCGUGGACUCAUUCACAACAUGACUCCUCCAGGAGUCGAGAUACAUUGUUUACACGGAGCAAACGUCAGCACAAUUGAAAGGUUAUACUAUGCAGAUUUUUCAGAACAGCCGACCAUUUCUUAUGGUGACGGAGAUGGCACCGUCAACAUGAGGAGUCUCAGAGGUUGCCUGUUUUGGCAGGACCAACAGAAAGCCAAAGUCUAUCACAAAGGAUUCCAGAAUGUGGAUCACAUGGCCAUUCUGUCGGAUCCGCAAGUACUGUUUUAUAUUCAAAAAGUGUUAACGCUGUGAUCUCUCUCCGCGACCGACGAUUGUUAUAUAAAUUAUUUUCGUGUUGUAUAAAGUUUCUAUCUAUUUUCCUGCUAAAUAAAGUUUAAAAACGUUUUUA